AUGUUACGUCGAUGUUCAGUGCCUACACCGAAUCUUCCCAGAGGACAUACAAGAGCACACAUAAAGGAUUCCUACCGUUUUGUCAGCGAGAUUAAAGACCUACGUCUGGCAGACAAUGAAACUAUGGUCAGUUUUGAUGUGCAGUCAUUGUUUACAUGCUUACCUGUUGAAGACUGCAUCUCAAUUGUAACUAGAAGGCUGGAAGAAAACAACAUGCCCGUAGAAUAUGCAGUAUUACUCAGACACUGCCUUACAUCUGGCUACCUAUUGUGGAAGGAGGAGUUCUACAAGCAAGUAGAUGGUGUGGCGAUGGGCUCACCUGUAUCUCCCAUUGUCGCCGACAUAUUCAUGGAAGACUUUGAGGAGAAAGCCCUGCUUACUUCUCCCAUAAAUCCAAGAUUCUACAAGCGGUACGUAGAUGACACUUUCACAAUUCUACCUUUAGAUAAAGUAACUGCAUUUUUAGACCAUCUUAACUCUAUAAAUACUAAAAUUCAGUUCACAAUGGAGUUAGAGGCAAACAAUUCCUUAGCUUUUCUAGAUGUGUUAGUAAUUCGGAAUCCUGAUAACACCUUGAGCCAUACUGUGUAUAGAAAAAAGACCCAUACAGAUAGAUAUUUAAACGGUGAUUCUUACCACCAUCCUUCACAGUUAGCUACCGUGGGUAAAUCUUUGUUUCAGAGAGCACGAGGGAUCUGUGACAGAAAACACCUGGCUGCCGAGCUCCAACAUGUCAAGCAAGUUUUGCAUGACAACAAGCUUCGGGUCCCGCGCCUACGUCACAGAGAACGAGUGAAGCCGGCCACAGUCGAGCGUGUACCUGCUGUACUGCCGUAUGUUAGAGGAGUCACUGACAAGAUUGGCUACAUCUUGAAGCGCGCUUCCAUCAAAACAUACUUCAAGCCGCCGAAGAAGAUUGGUCAGUUUUUACCAUCAGUCAAGUGUAACGUCCCUCUGCAAGAUGCAGGAGUGUACAAGCUUGAUUGUGAAUGUGGUCUCUCCUACAUAGGACAAACUAAAAGAUCAAUUAAAACCCGCGUCAAAGAACAUAUAGCUGAUGUGAAGAAUCGACGCUCCGGGAAGUCUGCAGUCUGUGAACAUGUACAGGAUCGCCCCCGUCACUACAUCAGAUUUGAUAGACCACAAAUCCUCGCUAAAGAACACCGAUUCCUUCCAAGGAUGAUUCGCGAGGCUAUUGAAAUCAAAAAACAUCUUAAUUUCAAUAGAGAAGAUGGCUGGGUGCUACCAUCUGCUUGGGAUCCUAUAAUAAAUAAAAUUAAAUCCCAACCCAAGCAUACAACUGCAAGACUCCAUGAUACCAUAAGUUCAUACUGUGUAGAUCGGAACAAAAGUUAA
Messenger RNA from Parnassius apollo (apollo), 1356 nucleotides. The record is from the annotation of a GenBank genome assembly. NCBI's taxonomy places the organism in Eukaryota, Metazoa, Arthropoda, Insecta, Lepidoptera, Papilionidae.